GCCAAACGCCAGCCAUACAGAGAAUCUAUGGUUUCCAAAAUUCACGGGGGUAGCUCCUCCCAAGGCUCCUGGAGAGAGGAGAUGCAGCAGGCUUCAGAUAAGUCGGUUAUAAUCAGUGAAAUUUUGGACCCGAGGACUAAAAACCUCUUGUCUAUGUCAAAGAUAAGUGACUAUGUUUUGUCAAAUGAGCUUAUUAGCAUGGCAUUGGCCAUGGUGGCAGAGGACCGUCAAAUAAAUGAUGUAUUGGAAGAGUUGUUUGCUGAAGAGGUGAGGCAACUGGCAUGGGUCAUGCCUACUGGCUACUGGGUUGCCUGAUUUUGUGUCUAGUAUAGAGGAGCCACACAUUGCUCAAGUACACAUCCAGUAUUAUAGGAGCUUUUAGGGAUUUAUGCAUAUAUCAGCGUAUUGUAGGUGAUCAAACACUCCAUUUAUUAGGGAAAGCUAACAACUGAAGCAACGUGAAAUAUAUAAAAUAGAAAGAAAAAAAAAAACAUAAUACGAGACUGAACAAUAAAAAAAGGAGUAAAGACUAUAUUCGAGAGCCAUUUUCUCUUUUCA
Messenger RNA from Capsicum annuum, 558 nucleotides. RefSeq names its product probable ion channel CASTOR. The record is from RefSeq and is a predicted model, not a curated record. Lineage: Eukaryota; Viridiplantae; Streptophyta; Magnoliopsida; Solanales; Solanaceae. Gene Ontology annotation, biological process: monoatomic ion transport.